Molecule: messenger RNA, 5332 nt
Organism: Mugil cephalus (flathead mullet)
Lineage: Eukaryota; Metazoa; Chordata; Actinopteri; Mugiliformes; Mugilidae
Product: low-density lipoprotein receptor-related protein 8-like
Exons: 13
Coding region: 351-2315 (654 amino acids)
Molecular function (GO): protein binding; calcium ion binding
Source: RefSeq, a predicted model, not a curated record
UUUAGAAUAUUGAGCGUUAGACCAGAUAUAAUUAAAAAGAAAAGCAGUUUUACGCAGCGUCUCUCUUUUGAGCAGCUUUGCCAUUAAUUUCUACCCGUAUCUGGUCUCUCUAUGUUACAUCAUUUAAUAAUAAUAAUGUGGUUUGUAUUUAACGCCCGCCAGAUGGUUAAUUUCUCAAAGACAUAUUUAAGACGGGGAUUUUGCAAGUAACAUUAGCAACAAACCGAAGUAGUUGGAGGCGAAACCUUUCAUCCACAAACAGUAAAUUCACAAAGAGCAAACUGUCAGGGGCGGCGCUUACGUCAUCUCUCCGCGUCACGUUUUCCUCUCAGCCGCGGAGGACAUUGAGCAUGGGACACCUUGAAUCUUUAUUUCUCCUCUUCGCGCCUCUCGUCUGCCUUCAUAUUCGAGGUGCUGUCGGUCACUCUCUUCCGUCCUGCCACCAGCAGCUGGAUUUCAAGUGCACCGAUGGCUCGUGCAUCUCAAAGCUGAACGUGUGCGACGGACACGCGGACUGUGAGGACGGAUCAGACGAGCGUCACUGUAGCCAUGUGUGGUGUAAGGAAGGUGAAUUUGCCUGCCACAGCAGACGCUGCAUAUCGACACGUCUCCUGUGCGACGGCGUGGACGACUGCAGCGACGGGAGCGACGAGGCCUCCUGUCACAACUGCACCGCUGGUUCCUUCUCCUGCGGGCCCUCAGACGCCUGCCUGCCCAGAAGCAAGCUCUGCGACGGAAGGGCCGACUGCAGAAAUGGACGAGACGAGACCAAGGAGUCGUGCGCUUUAGCCCGACCCCGUGCACAGACUCCUCUGCCAUGUGCAGCAUCCGAGUUUCGGUGCGGAGACGGGCACUGCAUCCUCCAGAGCUGGAGGUGCGACCACUCGCCGGACUGCUCCGAUGGCAGCGACGAAGACAACUGUGACCAGAACGAGUGCCAGGUCAAUAAUGGCGGCUGCUCUCAUCAUUGUGAGGACCUGCCCAUGGGUUUUCUCUGCAAAUGCCCCGACAACAUGAGGCUGGUGGAGGACAGUCGCUGUGAGGAGGUUGACUCAUGCCUGGAGAGUGACUUCUGUGAUCAGCUGUGUGUUCACAGAAACGGCAGCUUCGCAUGUGGCUGCCUCGAAGGCUAUGACGUGGAUCCAACUACAGGAGAAUGCAAGGCCAAAGGGGAUGAGGCUCAGCUUGUUUUCACCACAGACCAAGGAAUACAAAGAACAACCAUCACUGGAACUGAAUACAAGGAAGUGGUGGCUUAUUUACCAGGGCAGGGGCCCGUGGCGGCCGCAUCUUCCAACCACACACUGUACUGGGCCCCAAGAGGGCGAGAAGGCUCCAUAUACAGGAUCUCCAUGGAUGGAAAGCCGGCGGAAGUGCAGUUGGUGCUGAAAGCCCGAGGUUCAGUUUCAAGCCUGGCCCUGAACUGGAUCCACCGGCUUCUGUACUGGACCAAUAUAGAGAGGGGCUCCAUUAACGUCGCACUGCUGGACGGUUCGGUUCAGCAUCAGCUCAUCAGAGGACUCGAUAAACCCUCUGCAGUAGCUGUAGAUCCUCUCCGAGGGCUUCUUUUCUGGGCUCAGUGUGGAAGCUCCCCAAAGAUUGAGAAAGCUGGAUUAGAUGGUCAGGACAGGAUCGCUCUGGUCACUGCAUCCAUACAUCACCCUGCUGCCCUCUCCAUCGAUAUGCCUCGCCAGCUGCUGUAUUGGUAUGACCAGGGAACGAGAAGCAUCUCCAGAGUAAAUUUUGAAGGCCGUCAUCGCAAAACGGUGGUGGAGUCUAACGGCUAUCUGGACCGAUCAUUCGGACUGGCUGUGUUUGAGGGAUUUGUGUAUUGGAGUGAAGAAGUUACUCGCUCCAUCUGCCGAUCGAACAAGCACAACGGGAGAGACCUCCAAGUCCUGCAGCCUGACAUCACCUCACCGGGCGGUGUGGUCAUCAUUCAGCCCGUUCUUCAACCAAACGGGUCGUCCGCAUGUGGACGUCCGGGAUCGGUGUGCCAGCACGGGUGCAUCGUCGACCUGCUCCCUGAGAGUCUGAGGUUCAGCUGUGGUUUUCCGCAAACUCCUUCCGUCUCUAACACGGCUCCUAUGUCAGCUUUAUCUGAUCUGACAAUUCCGGGAAUCCUAUCUAUUAUCAUGUUGCUCGGUGUGCUGCUUGUGGGAAUUUCUCUGUGGUGGUGGAGAGAGGAGUUCGGGCCCACCAGGUCCCUCACGCCGCAGAGCUUCUCCCUCCACGAGUCCCGAGAUCCGCUCGUCAUUCGGGGGUCAAACGCAUAUCUGGUCAAGGAAACUCUGCUUAAGCUGGAUGAUGAAUGAUGGUGGUCAGCUGACCGGGCUUCUCCUGCCGAAGUCCCAACCCCGCAGUGAACUCAAGCUGACAGGACAACAAGAAGACAAACCACGGCUCAUCACCCGUCUGUGCCCCAACUCCCUGUAGAGGUUUAAAUCCCUUAAGUAAAGACUCAGGAGUAAAUAUCUGAGUUCAUUCCAGGCGAGGGAGGCCUUCGGUCAGCACCCUUUAGAAGGGUAUUACUUUCAGCCCUGGCAGCUGCACCGUAGAUUACAUAUUGUUUGUUUACUCUAAAAAUAAAAAGGAAAGAAGUUAGUUGCGGUUAUUGAAUUCAAAUCAGAUUUUUUUUUCUUCUGUAAAUAUCCACACAAAACAGUUAAAUGCUUUAUUGUUUAAUGUCUUGUUGUCAAGCAAUUAGCUUGUCUGAUUAACUACUGGCAGCACAAUCUGUUUAGAUUAGAACUGAAAUUAUCUGUUUAGCAUGAAACAUUUGGACUGUUGAUCAGACUAAACAAGCGCCGAGCUGAUUCUGAAUUUCUGACAUUUUUGUUUUCAAAGUCUUUUAGACAAAAUGUUGAAACAGCUUAGAAAAAAAGCAACACUUGACACACUCCCUCUUUUAGUGCUUUGACAGUUUCUUUCAGCAUAUUGCAGACUUUGUGUGUGUGUGUGUGUGUGUGUGUGUGUGUGUGUGUGUGUGUGUGUGUGUGUGUGUGUGUGUGUGUGUGUGUGUGUGUGUGUGUGUGUGUGUGUGUGUGUGUGUGUGUGUGUGUACAUACAUGCAUAUAUUUUCUGAAUCAGAACCCUUGACCAAUUUAACAAUUUUCUUGGUUUUCUUCUUGGCCUUUUGGUAUUUCAGGAGGUAUUUUUACACUCUUGUCAGUAUAAGAGGUCAGACAGUAAAAUAAGCAGUACUAAACGAGGUUGCCUUUCGUCUACUGAACCCAUAUGCAUUGCAUUAAAUGCAAAUGCACUGAGGUUGGAAAGCAGAACUGACAGUGAAGCAUAGUGGUCAGGUAAUUUACAUACUUCUGUAUUUGCUCAUUUCAUACUAAAUAAUAGCUGAAGCGUUUCGUAAGUAGACUAGUUUGCUUACUCCCAAAUCACGUUUUAGGCUGACAACGCAACAAGUAAUACAAAAUGGAAAAAAAAAGGCAACUGGACUUAUAGAGCUUUGAGAAGAUGUUUGUCCCUAAACUUUUCAUUACGAAUGGUACUCUGACAAAGCCAUUGUCAGUGAGAGACUCUUCUGAAACAAGUCAAGCAACUUUCCGAUGUUUUUUUCCUACAGAGUUUCCUCUUUAACCCUGGAUUUCCCCCAGGCUCUGAAAAAGCUACUCAGAUAAGCGAGGAAACGUCUUCUCAAAAAGUACGGUGGCCUCUUUAAAACGCUUUUUUGGAUUACCAUGACCAGGAUGACUGGCAACCUUUGCUGACAUCACAACAAGUAGUUAACUUGGCGUUAAGAGAGGAAACGGGGAUUAAAGAGCUUUGCAGACACUGUCCAAAGGUACAAAAGUAAAAAGUCCUGCCUUCUAGCACUCCUACACUCCAUAUAUAAAUAUAUAUGCGUGUGUGUGUGUGUGUGUGUGUGUGUGUGUGUGUGUGUGUGUGUGUGUGUGUGUGUGUGUGUGUGUGUGUGUGUGUGUGUGUGUGUGUGUGUGUGUGUGUGUGUGUGUGUGUGUGUACAUACAUGCAUAUAUUUUCUGAAUCAGAACCCUUGACCAAUUUAACAAUUUUCUUGGUUUUCUUCUUGGCCUUUUGGUAUUUCAGGAGGUAUUUUUACGCUCUUGUCAGUAUAAGAGGUCAGACAGUAAAAUAAGCAGUACUAAACGAGGUUGCCUUUCGUCUACUGAACCCAUAUGCAUUGCAUUAAAUGCAAAUGCACUGAGGUUGGAAAGCAGAACUGACAGUGAAGCAUAGUGGUCAGGUAAUUUACAUACUUCUGUAUUUGCUCAUUUCAUACUAAAUAAUAGCUGAAGCGUUUCGUAAGUAGACUAGUUUGCUUACUCCCAAAUCACGUUUUAGGCUGACAACACAACAAGUAAUACAAAAUGGAAAAAAAAAGGCAACUGGACUUAUAGAGCUUUGAGAAGAUGUUUGUCCCUAAACUUUUCAUUACGAAUGGUACUCUGACAAAGCCAUUGUCAGUGAGAGACUCUUCUGAAACAAGUCAAGCAACUUUCCGAUGUUUUUUUCCUACAGAGUUUCCUCUUUAACCCUGGAUUUCCCCCAGGCUCUGAAAAAGCUACUCAGAUAAGCGAGGAAACGUCUUCUCAAAAAGUACGGUGGCCUCUUUAAAACGCUUUUUUGGAUUACCAUGACCAGGAUGACUGGCAACCUUUGCUGACAUCACAACAAGUAGUUAACUUGGCGUUAAGAGAGGAAACGGGGAUUAAAGAGCUUUGCAGACACUGUCCAAAGGUACAAAAGUAAAAAGUCCUGCCUUCUAGCACUCCUACACUCCAUAUAUAAAUAUAUAUGCGUGUGUGUGUGUAUGUACUACUCCCAGAAAAUUAAUACAAAAAAUGUGAUAUAACACUGUAAUUAGUAGAUAUUUAGGAGUGUUGGAAGGCAAGACUUUUUACUUUUAUACAUUUUUUUUAUUAUUUGUAGAUAUAGAAACGAUAAUGCUGUACUGUAAUGGGAGCAGACAGGUGGAAAGGGUUUGUUCUGUCUGGUGUUUUCAUGCCGUUUCAACACUGGUACAAUAGUGGGUACGAAUAUUUUCUUUCAUGAAACUUUUCCUGGAGGUUGUUUGCUUUGAUUGUACAUUCAGACGGUUGGUGUUAAUAGUAAGACUUUCAGUCUUUUUGUGAAAUGCUCAACGAAAAGAUGAACCGACAACUAUCUAUUUCUGUGGGAGAGAAACCUGUUAAGUGCGUGCUGAAGCUGACGAGCUGUGUGACUGGUAUUUAUUUUUGUUUUGUCUCUUUUUGGGUGGCAUUGCGGUUGCUGUCCUAACAUCGGUUAAAACUGUUUAAUGUUGUAAAUUAAUCAAAUAAAGAACUUUUAUGGGAACUGGGAGUUCCCUAUAGGUUAA